AUGUCUUCUUUACUCCUAUAUCACACCUUUCGUCAAACCAGAGGUAUCCAUACAACCCCAUCCCCAGAAAUCAUCCGUUCAAGAGGUAGAAUCCGUCCUACCAAACCUAAGAUUCCCAAAACUACUUUAUCAUCUCAACCUUCUCCUUCUAAUACUUCUAUCCCACCCAUCUCUACUUCUUUCACCGAACACAACCUUAAGUCUCAUGUUGUCGUCGCUCCUAUCGUUCAAUCAGAAAAGAUGACAUAUCUAUCUCGUCGGAAAUUUCGACUUUCCAAUCCACCAACACCUCGUCAUAUCCAUCCAGGUCAACUAAGAUAUGAGAAAGAAAUUCGGAAUCAAUCAUCAACUAACAGAAACUCCAAGUAUACCCCAAACACGGCUUUGAAUUUGGAAAUGGCAAUGGACAAGGAAAUGGAUAACAGAAGAAAUAUAGUAUCAACCUAUCUUACGAAGAAAAUAAAGACAAUAAUAUCUCUUACUCCUCCUCAUAUGCCUUUACCUCUUCCUCUUUAUUCAUAUCCAUCUCUUCUUUCAUCAAACUUUCAUCCAGAUGAAUUAUCCAAUGUACAUCUUCCACUUUCUACUUCUCACAAUCGUCUUUUGGAUGGAGAAACAUGGUCUCACACUCAAAUGGCUGUUGGAGAGGCUUGGUCAAAACUUACCAAAUGGGAUGAUAUGGAAGAUUCUAUUCUUUUAGAUCAUUUACGAGUCCGAACUGUUUUCAACAAAUUUGAACAUUUAGCUCCUGUACAACCUACCUUUCCUACACUCUCUUCUAUUCAACCUUCCUCUUCCUCAAUACAAAACACGCAGGUUGGAAAAAGUGAUAAUGAAGGUCGUCAGCAAGAGAAAGAGUUUAGGUCUUCACUGAAUACUCGUAAUUUAGAGGAUAUCGAGGAAGAAGAUUUGUCAUUAUCAUCAUCACAAACGCAUAAUUCAAGCAAGGAAAAUAAUUAUGAUUCUGGAUACUCGUCAAUCGGGUACAAUCAUCAUGACCAAGGAGAUAAUUUAUCACGAACGUUGAAUGAAGCAGGUAUAAAAACGACUUUGUCUCGUCAAGUAACUUGGGAAAAUGUCUUACAUCAUUUAGGUGAUCAAACUUUUUUACAAAACCAAAAUCUCACACAAAUGAAUUCAAAUGAAAUCAUGAAGAACGGGAACUUGAGUCAAAGUCAAAAUCAACAAGCAGUCCAAACAGCUGUAAAUGGUCUUUCGGAACUUCUUGAGAGAUUACAUAACGAAGAUAUGAUACAAUUGGAUAGUGUGAGGAGAAAAAGGAAGAAGAAAAUGUCUAAACAUAAGUAUAAAAAGAGGAGAAAGGGGAGGUGGAUGUGCGACAAGGGCCACGAGACGUAG
Tremella mesenterica DSM 1558 is the source of this 1359-nucleotide messenger RNA. RefSeq lists its product as uncharacterized. Lineage: Eukaryota; Fungi; Basidiomycota; Tremellomycetes; Tremellales; Tremellaceae. The record is from RefSeq and is a predicted model, not a curated record. Bases 1 to 1359 code for a protein of 452 amino acids. The transcript has 4 exons.